ACAUACUCGUAGCAUUGAUAACAGAGUACACGUCAUCACCGACAUUACUCACUCUCAGUGUGAAGUACAGACUUUAGUUCACAGUACUACAGUACUCCGCAGCCGCAGCCUUUCUGCUGUCAACAUGGAGAACAAUGGGAGAACGCGCCUGCUUGACUACAACCCCCAGUAUGGGUCUUUGAACACCGGCAGCUUGCACCCUGACAACCCUCAGGUCAGGUAUCACAACCCUCAUCAGGUUAUUACCUACUGUACGUGGGGCUUACUGGUCAUCGUCUGCAUCGCCUUGCUAUUGCCUGCAGUAUGGAUUUUCAUUCACCAUGCUAUAAUGAGACAUUGGUUCUUUCUUACGUGGGCGGGGGAGAACGUCAUUGCGCCAUCAAGAGUACAAGGUUUCAACGUUUCCGAGACGUUAACAGUACACUAACUUCCUUCUUCCAUGCUCGCAGUGCCAAAUCUAUUGUAAGAACUAACUGGAAGAAUCCUGCUGUGAAAAGACUUCAAAUUACAAGAAUAAUUUGGUUAAAACAUUUAAAUUGAAUAACAUAAUAAUUGUUGUAACUUUUCAACUGGAGGAAAGGAGAGAUAGCAUAAUUAUAUUGCUAAGAAUCUAAAUCAAAUCCAGAAAGAAUAGUACAACUAAACCUAUCUAAGUACCAUUGAUCAAAACCAUAUGUUUAUUUAUAUAACUUUCAUAAGGUAUAUAGGCAGAUCAUUUUUAUAUGGCCUCUGUAAUACCUGAUGAAAUGAAAAGUUUAUAGUAGUGUUCAGUUAACAGCAACAACUAAAACAGUAAAAGAGAUCUUUGGCAUAACAAUGCAACAAUGUUUGUACGUAUGAGUUCUUUAGGGACUCGUAUAAUCCGGCAUUUUCCAUUAAUUUUAGUCUUCUGCAAGUUCCUCGGUUAUUAAAACAACUGUAAUUAGUUAAUUCGAGAAAGCAUUAUUUGGUACAUUUGAGCAGCUGGUUUCAGAAUCAAUAACAUCUUUAAUAAAUGUGUAUCUAUUUCUUUAGAUUGGAAAGGUAUUUGGUAUAAACAAUGUACAACUAUUAUUAGUGUUUAUUUUGUAAUAUUUAGAUAUUUACUGUGUACAUUUGCCUUAUGAUAAUUAAUUUAUAUAUUGUGAAGGGAAGUUUGUUAGAAAAUUGACAAGGGAACGGAUUUUUCACCGAAUAAAACAGUUGUUUAACAGUAAAAUGAAUUAUUAAUUAAUGAUUGCUUUUAUGAUGAUGUGUAUGUAGCAUAAGUAUUUACUUACAGCAUCUAUCGUUUCAAUUAAUAAUUUAUAAUAUCACUAGCGUAGUUUAAAUGUAUAUAGAUUUUAUUAUAAACAUCAUAACCGAACCACCUAUUAUUAUACUUUACGAGAAUUAUUAUUUUGUAUUUAUGAAUAAAUAUUGACUACUGA
Homalodisca vitripennis (glassy-winged sharpshooter) is the source of this 1409-nucleotide messenger RNA. RefSeq lists its product as uncharacterized. The coding region runs from base 125 to 427 and encodes 100 amino acids. The record is from RefSeq and is a predicted model, not a curated record. NCBI's taxonomy places the organism in Eukaryota, Metazoa, Arthropoda, Insecta, Hemiptera, Cicadellidae. The transcript has 4 exons.